Molecule: messenger RNA, 2262 nt
Organism: Colletotrichum graminicola M1.001
Lineage: Eukaryota; Fungi; Ascomycota; Sordariomycetes; Glomerellales; Glomerellaceae
Exons: 2
Coding region: 1-2262 (753 amino acids)
Biological process (GO): RNA export from nucleus; protein import into nucleus
Cellular component (GO): nuclear pore; nuclear pore central transport channel
Molecular function (GO): structural constituent of nuclear pore; phospholipid binding
Source: RefSeq, a predicted model, not a curated record
AUGUCCUUCAGCUUCGGAAACACAAGCUCUACGCCGACGUCGAACAGCGGCUCGACCCCUGCGACUUCUGCCCCGGCGUCUGGAGGUCUCUUCGGCGGUGGCGCUGCCUCCAGCGGCACUCCCAGCUUCUCCUUCGGCAACCUGGGAGGCAACAACACACCCGCUGCUGGAUCGAGCAGUGGAGCGUCGGCUUCAGGCGGGGGAUUGUUCGGACAGAGCGCUGCUCAGAAACCAGCAGGCGGACUCUUUGGAGCCGCUUCUACGGGCACGCCUCCUUCGACCGCAGGUGGCCUCUUCGGGGCCAAGCCUGCCACCGGCACAUCAUCGACUCCAGCUGCUUCUGGUGGCCUCUUUGGCCAAAACACAGGCUCUUCUACGCCUAGCACAUCUGCCCCCGCAUCAGGAGGUCUCUUUGGCGGCGGAGCCGCCUCAAGCAGCACUCCUGCUGCAUCUUCCGGAGGAUUGUUUGGAGGAGGAAACGCAGCGGCGAAGCCGGCAGCCAAUCUUUUCGGUGGCGGAAACGCUGGCAGCUCUACCCCCUCGGGAGGUCUUUUCGGUCAGAACACUGCGUCGGGCUCUUCAACAGCCCCUGCUCCCGCUUCUGGUGGGGGUUUGUUCGGUGGCAUGAACAAGCCUGCAUCAAGCACGCCUACUGCGGCAACUCAGGCAACGCCCGCAAAGCCCUUGUUUUCGCUUGGAGGAUCGACAACGCCUGCUGGAGCUCCCCCCGCUGACGCGAGCAAGCCUGCUGCAGGCGGUCUUUUCGGCGGUGCCACAGCAUCCGGUUCUGCAGCCCCGUCACCUUUUGGUGCUGCGGCAGCCAAGCCGGCGGAGAGUAGCAGCGCGGGCGGUCUCUUCGGUGGUGCCGGGCAGUCCAAGCCUGCUUCUACGGCUCAGCCGGCGAGUGGAGGUUCGCUCUUCGGCGGUCAGACGCAACAGCCUGCGGCGAGCGGUGGUCUCUUCGGAGGCCAGAAGCCGGCUACAACCGCGGCCCCUAGCGCUGGUGGCCUCUUUGGUGGCCAGGCUGCUACUGGUACUGCUUCAACCCAGCCCGCUUCAGGGACUGCCGCAGCUUCCACAGCUGGCGCCUCUGCACCCUUCGGUGGUGCCAAGCCUGCGACGCCUACUACUUCGACACCCCCUACAUCGUCUGCCGGUGGCCUCUUCGGCGGCAACACAUCCUCCACGCCGGCGACAGCAACGACGCAAGCUGGCUCUAGUGCAGGUGGACUCUUUGGCAAGCCUGCCGCUACUGCAUCUGCAACCCCUGCUGCUACAACGGCUUCUUCUUCACUGUUCGGCGGCCAGUCAUCUGCAACUCCUGCCAGCAAACCUGCCAGCGGUGGACUCUUUGGAGGCGCCCCAGCAGCGAGCACCUCUCAGGCGGCAUCUACUCCUGCAGCGACUGCGCCGGCGACUACUUCUGCUGCAACUACAUCAACACCAGCUGCCGGUACUGCCGCAACUGCUGGUGGUCUGUUUGGCGCCAAACUGUCAACACCCGCUGCUGGAACAUCAACCCAGAACGGAUCUGCCCCGGCCGCCACAUCCGCCACGACUGGCAACUCAAAUACUCUAGCUGCAUCCACGACCGGCCCUACUUCUCAGCUCCCUCGUCUGAAGAACAAGUCGAUGGACGACAUCAUCACGCGGUGGGCUUCAGACUUGUCCAAGUAUCAGAAGGACUUUAAGCACUACGCUAACCAAGUUGCCGACUGGGAUUUGGGUUUGGUGGACAACGGUGAGAAGAUCCAAAAGCUCUACCUCAACACCUUUGAGGCCGAGAAGGCCAGCCACGAGAUUGAGCGUCAACUCCAAGCUGUUGAGAGUCAGCAGGACGAGCUUGAAGAUUGGCUCAACCGCUACGAGUCCGACGUGAAGGAGAUGUUCUCCCGCCAGAUGGGACAGGGCGAGACUCUGACUGGACCUGACCAGGAGCGCGAGCGCACGUACAAGCUCGCCGAGAAGUUGACGCAGAAUCUCGACGAGAAGAGCAGAGACCUGUCCAAGAUGGUCAAGGAAAUCAACGACAUCUCCGGCACUCUUAGCAAGGGCAGCAAGCCCGAGGACCCUCUGAGCCAGAUCGUCCGUGUUCUCAACGGCCACCUGUCGCAACUCCAAUGGAUUGACACCAAUGCCGCGUCCCUGCAGGCCAAAGUGUCUGCUGCACAGAAGGCGAACAACAACCUUGGCAGCCAGUACGGAGCACCAGAGACUGAUGCGGCAGAGAGCUUUUACCGAUCUUACAUGGGUCGGCGAUGA